Erigeron canadensis is the source of this 1476-nucleotide messenger RNA. RefSeq names its product trihelix transcription factor PTL-like. The transcript has 2 exons. The record is from RefSeq and is a predicted model, not a curated record. Bases 1 to 1476 code for a protein of 491 amino acids. NCBI's taxonomy places the organism in Eukaryota, Viridiplantae, Streptophyta, Magnoliopsida, Asterales, Asteraceae.
AUGGGAAUGGAAGAAAAGAAUGGAAUGAUGAUGGAUCUAAUGAGCCACUACUACAUGAAUAAUAAUAAUAAUGAAAGGCCCAUAUUAUUUCCUUCCAUAUCCCCUCCACAGCCUCAUGACCACCUACACUAUGCAAUGGUCAUGUUGGGAGGGGGUAGUAGUAGUGUUGGUGGAGGAAUGAUGUUUGGAUCUGAUUCAACAAAUUCAGGAGAUGAUCAUUAUAGUGGCGGUGGUAAUUAUAAUAAUAAUAAUAAUAAUAAUAAUAAUAAUAAUAAUAAUAAUGGUGAGAUGAAUAAUAUUGGUGGUAAUGGAAGAUGGCCAAAGGAAGAAACCCUAGUACUUCUUGAUUUAAGAUUAAGACUCAAUUCUAAGUUUAAAGAUGCUACUCAUAAGAGCCCUUUGUGGGAUGAAGUUUCCAGGAUCAUGUGUGUGGAGCAUGGCUAUAGAAGAACUGGGAAAAACUGCAGUGAGAAGUUUGAAAACUUGUACAAGUAUUAUAAGAAGAUUAAAGAAGGGAAAGCCGGUAGACAAGACAAGAAGCAUUAUCGUUUCUUUCGUCAAUUAGAAGCUAUAUACGGCGAAACAAGCGUUGUUAGAAUCACUCGUGACCCUAACCUUCCUUCAAGCAGCACUAAUGAUCAAAAUCCAUUUGGGUUCAACCAAUCCUCACGCGACUUCCAAUACCGCAAUACAAUUAUUAACGAGAGGAAGCAAGAGAAAAAGCAUUGGAAGACCAAGAUAACAGACUUCAUUGAAACAAAAAUGAAGACAAUUAUGGAGAAACAAGAUGCAUGGAUGGAAAAGAUGAUGAAUACAAUUGACCAAAAGGAAAAAGAAAGAAUCUUGAAAGAGGAACAAUGGAGGAAUGAAGAGAUUUCAAGGUUAGAGACAAAAAAGAAGUUUCAUUUCAACGAAAGAGCACGAAUGGUGUCACGAGAUUCCACUUUAAUGGAUGCUUUGCACAAAUUAACAUCAUCAACCCAUGAUCAUAAUAAGGCUUCUACUUCUCAUAAGUAUUGUGAUAUUAAUGAUCAAAAUCAAAACUGGGGAGAAAAUGAGAUUACACAACUCAUACAACUAAGAAGUAGCAUGGAAACAAGGUUCGGAUCACAAGGCGGGCGUAUGGAUCAAGAGCUUCUAACUUGGGAAGAGAUUGCUUUAACAAUGUCUUGUUUGGGUUACAACAGGAAUGCUUUAAGCUGCAAAGAUAAGUGGGAUCAAAUAAAUGUUCUAUUGAGAACCAAGAAAAGAAAGGAGAAUAACAGAUUAUUAUGCUCAAAUAAUAUGUAUACGGAUCGCGAUAAUUGUUAUAUGUAUAAUCAAGAAGGAUUAAGAAGUUGUGUUGCACAGAAUGAUUCAGAGAAUGGUGGUGGUGGCUGUAAGGUCUUGAUGAGUACUACUAAUGAUCCUGAAAUCAUGUGCUAUGGUAAUAUGAAGAUGACAAAAGGAGAGAAACCAUUUGCUUGGCCUUAUUAG